AUGCCGCCUUCUAGCCCUUACAGGGCAAAGCCUAGUCCUUCUAGGCCAAGACCUAGUCCUGCUAGGCCAAAGCGUCAGACCAGUGAAGAUGGUAAAGAGGGUACCGUAGUUGCUAUUCGUAUGCGUCCCCUCAACAACAAUGAGGAAGCCAAACAAAGAGUCUGGCAAGUAAUGCCCAAGAACAGUGCAGUUUUUCAGACCAACAGGAAUGGGCAACCUCUUGACAGAAUCGCAAACAAAACUUACUUCAACUACAACAAGACUUUUGGUGAAGACGCCACAACGGCUAAAGUGUACGGCGAUGUCGCUAAGCCGAUUGUUACUUCUGUAGUGAAUGGCUUGAAUGGAACUAUUUUCGCCUAUGGACAAACUUCCUCUGGAAAAACAUAUACGAUGCAAGGAUCGGGAAGCAUCGAGGAUGGAUCCCACUCCGAAGGUGGUAUAGUCCACAUGGCAGCAAGAGAUAUCUUUUCCCACAUCGAAUCGAAUCAGGAUCGUACUUUUCUUGUGAGAGCUAGUUUUUUGGAAAUUUACAACGAGGAUGUUAGAGAUUUACUUUCAAAUUCGACGGAAUCGCUACAGAUUCGCGAGGAUCCCCGCCAUGGAGUAUUUGUUCAGUGUAAUGAGGAACCCGUGACAAAUUUUGAAAAUCUCUUGAACAUUUUGUUCCAUGGCGAAAAGUCUCGGCAAGUUGCCUCAACUGGUAUGAAUGAAAGAUCAUCUCGAAGUCACACGAUAUUCAGAAUCACAAUUGAGAGCUACGAAGAUGGGGAUGGUACCAGUGAUAAGGAAAAAGAGAAUGAUUCUUCUCGACGUAAUGGUCCUGUCCUAGUUUCUACAUUAAAUUUGGUGGAUCUAGCAGGUUCGGAGAGCGUCCGACACACUGGUGCAUCUGGAGACCGCCAAAAAGAGGGUGGGAUGAUCAAUCAAAGUCUCCUUACUCUAUCUCGAGUCAUUCAAGCCCUUGGUAAUCCAAACCAAUCCCAUGUAAUGUUUCGAGACUCCAAGCUGACCCGAUUGUUGCAACCUGCACUCUCCGGAAACGCCAAAAUGGCUGUUAUUUGCUGCGCCACGCCAUCUGAACUGUAUCUUGAGGAAACUAGAUCCACGCUUCAAUUUGCAUCUCGUGCCAGCCUUGUCAAGACAAAUGCACAAGUGAAUGAAGUGGUGGACGAUAGAUCAAUGGUCAAGAGACUCCAACGCGAAAUUGCCGAACUUCAGAGAAACAGUACCGUGCCAGGAGCUGAAGAGAUUCAGGCGGUUGAAGACAAAGCCACUAAGGAAGCGAAGGCAAAUCUUGCCCGUCUGACAUCGUGUCUUUUGAAUGCUGGACACCUCUUUGCUCCCACUGACAACAGGAAGAAUGCUAUGAUACUUUCACCAGCAGCUGCACAAAUAAAGCUGAGAAAAAGGCGUCAGUCGGACGGAUUCUUGUUCACCAGCAUCAAGUCACCGCUGAAGCUCAGUCAGCAACUCAAUAUCGCCCCAUCGACAGAACCAAAGCGAAAAAAGACGAGACAAGUCCAACAGCAAGCUUCGCCAAAAUCACAGCUAAACAUCGUUCGGGAAGCUUUAUUGUCAAGAUCUCAGUUUGCCCUAUCCCUUCAAGACACUGUGUCGAAUUUGAAGUUUGUCAUUCAGGAUGCCGAGCAGCGCUUCAAACAAGAAAAAGAAUCAAGUGACUCUAAAAUGAUUGAGUUCCAAGAGCGAUAUGACUCACUGCAACAAGAGCACAACCAAACUCAGACAUAUGCAAGAGACGAGAGUGCAGCUAUGAAGCAGCAAAACUCUGAGCUUCAGCAACAGCUUGAACAAAUAUUGUCGGACUUUAAUGGCCAGAAGCAGCAAAAUGAAGCAAAGAUGGCCGAGUUGGGAACCCUUCGAGUCGAAAUAUCCAAAGUAGAGAGGCUUCUUCGGGAAAAGGAAGAAAAGGCUCGCGAGAAAGAUAGACAACUCGCGGAGACUACAGAGCAACUUUCGACAUUCAAAGUUGACCAAGAAUUGAUGCAAGAACGGUUGGAACGGCAGCAAACCGAAAUCGCUUCGCAGGCCGAAGCCCAACUGGUAAAAACACAGGCUUUGCAAGAGGAAAUCAAUCGGCUGAAACAAGAUGGCGAAACCAGAAUCAAUGAACUCAGAGAACAAUUGGAGGAGUCAACAGCAAGGCUUCUUGAAAGUGAAGAUGUAGCUGCUACCAAGGUGUCUUCUUUGGAGUCGCAACUCGAGCUGAAGCAAGAGAAGAUGACGGAGAUGCAGUCUGAAUACGAAAUGACCUGUGCUCAAAAAGAUACUAUGCAACAAGAACUCGAAGAAAACCUGCAAUCUUGCCGGAUUGAACUCAAAACAGUGGCAGCUGAAAAACGACAGCUCGAGAACGACAACGAUGGGCUGAAAAGACAGCGUGAACUUCUCGAUGAAAAGAUCAAAGAGCUAGAUUUGUCGGUUGAGCAGCAAAAUGCGGAAAUCAUGGAUCUCGGUGCGCAGAAGAAUGAUCUUGCAACGAAACUCGAGACUGCAGAGACUGCAUUGGAAGACGCUGAGGAAGAAUUUGAGAUCACGCGAGCCGACAUGACCAGUCGAAUCGAAAGUCUUGAAGAAAAGCUAGGGGAAACUGAGACAGAGAAUACCGAAGUAAAGCAGGAACUCCAAGAUGCCAAAACUCAAAAUGAUGUCAUGGAACAGAAGAUUAUUGAGCUUACAGUCAGUGUCCAAGAGCAGCAAGUACAAAUCGAGAAGCUUGAUGCGGAUAAAAGCGGUGUUGCAGCAAGACUCGAGACUGCAGAGACUACAUUGGAAGACGCUGAGGAAGAAUUUGAGAUCACACGAGCCGACAUGACCAGUCGAAUCAAAAGUCUUGAAGAAAACCUAGUGGAAUCCGAGACAGAUAAUACCCAAGUCAAGCAGGAGCUUCAAGAUUCCAAAACCCAAAAUGAUGUCAUGCAACAGAAGACUACAGAGCUUACAGCCCGUAUCCAAGAGCAGCAGGUGCAAAUCGAGAAGCUCGAUGCGGAGAAAAUUGACCUUGCAGCAAGACUCGGGACUGCAGAGACUGCAUUGAAAGACGCUGAGGAAGAGUUUAAGAUAACGAGAGCCGAUAUUACCAGUCGAAUUGAAACUCUUGAAGAAAAGCUAGCGGAAUCUGAGACAGAGAAUACCCAAGUCAAGCAGGAGCUUCAAGAUUCCAAAACCCAAAAUGAUGUCAUGCAACAGAAGACUACAGAGCUUACAGCCCGUAUCCAAGAACAGCAGGUGCAAAUCGAGAAGCUCGAUGCGGAGAAAAUUGAUCUUGCAGCAAGACUCGAGACUGCAGAAACCGCAUUGGAAGACGCUGAGGAAGAAUUUGAGAUCACACGAGCCGACAUGACCAGUCGAAUCGAAAGUCUUGACGAAAAGCUAGCGGAAUCCGAGACAGAUAAUACCCAAGUCAAGGAGGAACUUCAAAAUGCCAAAACUCAAAAUGAUAUCAUGCAACAGAAGACUACAGAGCUUACAGCCCGUAUCCAAGAGCAGCAGGUGCAAAUCGAGAAGCUCGAUGCGGAGAAAAUUGACCUUGCAGCAAGACUCGGGACUGCAGAGACUUCGUUGGAGGACUCGAAGGAAGAAUUUGAGGUAACGAGAGCCGAUAUUACUAGUCGCAUCGAAGGUCUUGAAGAAAAGCUGGGGAAAUCCGAGACCGAGAAUACCCAAGUUAAGCAGGAGCUUCAAGAUACCAAAACUCAAAAUGAAAAGAAGACUUCAGAGCUCACAGCUAGCGUUCAAGAGCAGCAGGUGCAAAUCGAGAAGCUCGAUGCGGAGAAAAGUGAACUUGAAACAGCACUCAAGAGCGCAGAGACUUCACUGGAAGACACUAAGGAAGAAUUUGAGGUAACGAGCGCGGAGAUGACCAGUCGGAUCGAAGAUCUUGAAGAAAAGCUGCAAACUGCAGAAGCAGAAAUCGUUGAAAUGAAACAGGAAUUGGAAGACACCGUUUCGCAGAAUUGUACCUUGCAUAAAGAGCUAGAGGACAAGCUUCAAUCGAUUUCCAAAGAAAAGGAACAGCUAGAAGCGAAUUUUAUUGAUGUUGGAGCCGAGAAAGCUGAUUUGCAAAGCCAACAACAACUUCUGGAAGAGAAGAUCACAGAACUGACGUUCAGCGUUGAGCAGCAUCAGACGGAAAUUGAGAAGCUUCAUUCCGAAACGAAGAAUCUUGAAUCAAUACUCGACGAAGCGGAGAAGUCAUUGGAAGAUUCCGAAGAACAACUAGAGAUCACAAGAACCGACAUGGCCCUGCGUUCUGAAGCUUUGGAGAAAAAGCUGAAGAUCGCUGAAACAGAGACAACCGAAGUCAAGAAGGAGCUGGAAGACAGUAGACAUCAAAAGGGCGAUAUGUGCAAAGAACUUGAAAUGAAGCUGGAAUCACUUGAAGAGAAGCUAGAAUUAAUGACAACAGAAAAUACGGAACUUGAAGGAAAACUUGCAGAAAAAGUGGCAGAGAUUAACGAGCUCCAGAAUCAACAUCAGCAGUCCGAAUUGAAGAUCACGGAGCUGACAUCGCAUACUGAGCUGAUCGAAUCAGAAAUUGAAGAGAUCAAAGCAGCUAAGGGCAAACUCGAAGCUAAGCUCGAAACCGCGGAGGCGUCUCUACAACACUCUGAAGAACAGCUGAAUAUCACAAGGGCGGAUAUGAGCAGUGAAAUGGAUAGUCUUGAUGAAAAGCUGAAGGAAUCGAACGCCGAGCUUGCUCAAGUCAAGCAAGAACUCGAGAAGACCACGGCCAAUCAUGGCGUCAUCUACCAGGAGCUUGAUAACAAGCUUGAAUCAAUGUCAGAAACGAAGGCACAGCUAGAGGGUGAGCUUGCCGAAGCAGCCCAAGGGAAGGAAGACUGUCGAGUUCAAGAAGAAAAGUUGCAAGAAAAGAUCACAGAGCUAACGAGCAGUCUUGAGGAAAAAGAAGCUGAAAUCAAGCAACUCAAUAUGGACAAGAACGACAUCGAGUCAAAACUUGUAAGCUCUGAGACCAAAAUAUCCGAAUUGGACGCUCAAGAAGAAAAAAUGCAAGAGAAGAUCACAGAGUUGACAAGUAGCCUUGAGGAGAAAGAAGCCCAAAUCAAAAAGCUCAAUAUUGACAAGAACGACACCAAGUCAAAACUUGUAAGCUCUGAGAUUGCAGUCAAGGAGUCGGAGGACAAAAUAUCCGAAUUGGAGGCUGAUUUGAAAUCGGCCAUGGAACGCAAUCUAUCUAUUGAACAAAAGCUCUUCUCUGAGUUGAAGGAGAAAGAGCUUUUGAAGAUCGAUUUCGAGAAAAGGAGCAGAGAUGCGAACGAAGAGUUCAAUGGUUUGCAGAUCGAGAUUGCUUCGCUUCGAGUGGAAGUGCGAAAUGCGGAGCAAUGGAGAGGGAAUGCACUCUUGGAGAAAGGAAAAUAUGAAGAAACCAUCGAAGACUUGCAAUCUUUACUAAAUGAACAAAAGAAGGAUACUGCUGUGCUGUCAAAGGAAUGCGACGAACUCCGGCAGAUGCUAGAAAAAGCAGCAUAUAACGGCUCUGUCUUGGAAGACAAAAAUUCUGAGCUGUGGACUUGCGUUUCAGAUUUGGGGGAGAAACUCUUUUCCAUUGGAAAUUUGCUAGCCGAAAGGGAGGAAGAAGUCGAAGACGUCAGGAGUCAUUGGUACCGAGCUCUUCAUGAAAACUCAGAUGCACAGGUAGAGCUAGAUGACGUGCAAAGUAAGAUCCAAUUGCUUGAGUCGAGUCAAGAUAAGUAUCGCCGCGAGACAGAAGAGCAUAUUUUGCAGUUGCAAGAGGGCGCCGAAAUGGCAAAUUCAAACAGGAAGACCGUUGUUGCUGAGUUGAGUGCCGUGGUUCAAGAGCUCAACGAGCAAAGAGCUCAGAAUCAACAUUUGGAGGAUUCCAGAAAGGAAUUGGAAUGUAAGAUCGAACGUCUCUCCAUGGAUCUUGAUAAGAUAACCAGCAAAAGUAAUAGCUCAAACGCGGAGGGAGCAAUUUGUGAACUCAAGGCGAAGUUGGAACAGGCUGAAGCCACCAUCCUUCAAAUUCGCUGCAGCAAUCAAGAGAUCAUUGCAGAGCAAGAAGAAGCGUACAAAGAAUUGGAAUCUCGUUUGAAGGAACUUUUUCAAGGUUUAGAGUCCCUGAAGGGGGAAAAGGGUGACCUGGAGGAUCAGAUCACUCAGCUCGAGAACGAGAAAAGAGAACUAAAGAUUGCUUGCGACUCUUUGAGCAACGAGAAAGACCAGAUCGACAUGUUGUUGGAACAGACAACUCGCGAUUUAAGCGAGAACGAAGAGACGAUCUUCCAGGCGACCGAGGCUAUCAACGAUCUGAAGGGUCGUUUGAAGGUAUCCGAAGAACAGUUGCAGAAUAUUGCGGCAGAUCACGAAUCGAAGAUCACUGAUCUGGAAGACAGCUUAACAAGCUCUCUCAAGGAAAUUGAUGUAUUGAAAUCGAAGAAGUUUGACAUGGAGACUAGAAUUGAAGAACUCGAGAGUGGUCUUGAUUGCCAGCUGCAGUCAUUGCAAGAAAAGCUACUUGAGACACAGUCUGAAAAUGAAGAGCUCAGGACUCAAGCAGAAAAUGUCAACACUGCGCAAAGUCGAAGUGAAGUCAUGGAAAUAAAAACGAUGACCACAGCAAUUCUCGCUGAAAAAGAUGCAGUGGAAGCUUUACUAAGUGAGUCACAACUGCAAGUGCAUCAAUUGGAAGAGCAACUGGAUUGCGCUCGAGCCGAACAUCAACAGGUUCUCACAAACACGGAAUUACAACUUGAUCAACAACAGAAAGAGUUAGAAGCUUUGAUUCGGUCAAAAGAUGAGGCAGAAAGCAGCCUUAACAAACGACUCAAGGAUCGAGAGCUUGAGAGAGAUGAGGCAACGGCAGAGCUUCAGAAGCUAUACAACAAGAAUAAGGAGCUGAGUCAAUCUAUCGGAAGUUGCGUGACCAAAGAGAGAGAAACAGAGUUGGUAUCCCAUGUCUCAGAUCUCAAACACGAAAACGUCGAACUCAAGCAACUACUGAUUUCGGCCAACGAAUCAGACGAGCGCAGGAGAAAUGAGGUUCAGAAAUUGGAAAUUGACUGUGCUUCAAAGUCACGCGAGUUGGAAGAUGCAUUCUACCGCCUAUCUCAAAUGGAGGAAGAGCUUCGGAUGUUAGAGAUCCCGCAGGAAAGGGACAUCAACAGUAUUCAAGAAGGAGUCUUUGCAGAUUUACAAGAGCGUAAAGUGGAGCUCGAAAGGAUCCUUGAACAGGAACGAAAGGAGAGACAGCAGGCAGAAGAAGACUUGAAGCGGAGAAUGGGCGAAGAACAACGCCUUUUGAUCCAUGAAGCAGAAGAAAACUUUUGUGAACUUCGAAACACCGCAUCUGAUCUCAAGGCUAGACUGGAACAAAGUGAAUCGGAGGGCUACCAGGCAAGACAAGAGGCAGAAGAACUUCGAGACCAAAACAAGGAAAUCGAGGAGAAAUGUAUCACUUUAGAGAGCGCUGUAUCGGAUCUCAAGUCUGUGCUCACAGAACAUGAGAACAAGAUGUCAGUGCUUCAGUCUGAUCUAAAUAAAGCGAAGGCCGAAUCCUAUGCUCUCAAGGAAAAUGCUAUAGAGAUGAAGGAACGGGCACGAAAGGCUUCAAGGGAAAGCGAGAAAGCGUUGAGGGAAAACCAGAUUUCAUCGGACGAAGUAGUGGUACUCAAACGCAAAAUAUCUAGCUUGGAAUCUGAUGCUGCUGAGAAACAGAAGCAGUAUGAACGUCUUCAAGCCAUGCUCCAAACUGCCCAAGCCAAAGCUGCAGGUUUGGAUGUGGUGGAACUCGAAAAUUCAAUAAAGUCGAAAGAUGAGAAAAUUGAACGCCUUGAACAUAUGCUAGUUCAGUUUGAAGCCAAAAGUAAGCGCCUCGCCGUCGAACUUGAGACGGCUAGAGUUCAAAUUUACACUCAACAGACUGCAGAAGCAGACGACGAACUCCACGAAAAGAUUCUACAUAUGACUGCUCAAAUGAAGAAGAAAGAUUCCAGGAUAAAAAAGCUUGAGCAAGUAAGAUUGACAAAAGAGCAAGUUGAAUCCAUUAAAAAAAUGAAGGUUGACCACAAAAAUCUAGAAGAGGAGUGCAAGCGUUUGCGUCAAAAAUUGAAGUCCUCAGGUUCACCCUCAUCUUCGUUGGAGGUGGAUAAUCUUCGUGCUGAUGUGGACAAUCUUCUGGCUGAUAAGAAAGCGCUAGAGAAAAAGCUCAGGAAAUAUGUUACACAUUGCCAGAGUCUUAUGGAUGAUAAGGCAAGCACGAUGGAUGCUCUAAAGUCCUGCAACAUCUCUGUCGAAAGCGACAGUGAUCCCAACGAAGCUGUCAUUGUUCUCUGUGACAAAUACCGAGAAGCAAAACGUUCGCAAGUGCUUUCCAAAGGAGGUGUGAUUUCUGCUGAAGUUGAAAAGAAGAACAUUGCCAUGGUUGCAACGAUCAAAGAGUUGGAAGAUGUCAAGAGAAAACUCAGUGCUGAGGUAACGCAGUAUCACAAAGAAAUUGAGCUCCUGAAGGCGGCGUUGCGCGAUGCAAAGGACGAUUUGGAAGAAACGAAAACCAUGUCAAAACGAGAAAUCAGCACCCUCAAAGAAGAGGCACUGCAGGCAAUUUGUGAGAAAAAGGCGGCCAAAAAGAAGCUUCAGAACGUCCAAGCGGAACUGGAAAUCAUGCGAAUGAAUGCCAGCGUGGACAAUCCGACAAUUGACUUUAGUAUCACAGACCUGCAACUCGCAAACAGUGACAAAAUCUCACCAUUCAAGCCAAAAAAGAAGGAACGAACCUUUGCAAAAACGGCUUUGUCGCCUAGUAUAUCAAUGCUGAGCAAAGAGUCUCGCAUGCCAUUAGGUGACGCGACGAAUGACAAAGGGAAUCCGAAACAAUCAGGAGUGACAAAAUCAGAGAAAAGCAACAGCAUCUUACAACAACAAACAGAGAAACCUGUGCUGAACUCUGCUAUCAAGAUCGGUCUUGCACCCGGGCUUGGGGAAGCAGGGGAAGCAGCAAUGUAUGACGACGAGAACACCCAAGAGUGUAAGCAGAGCUAA
Messenger RNA from Cylindrotheca closterium, 9042 nucleotides. The record is from the annotation of a GenBank genome assembly. NCBI's taxonomy places the organism in Eukaryota, Bacillariophyta, Bacillariophyceae, Bacillariales, Bacillariaceae.